AUCUCCUCCUCUCGCCUGCCUGCGAUGCUGUUGCUGUGGGUUUGAUUGACAGGAAACAUGUCGGUGUGGUGGGAGCGAACCGGGAUGCUGCUGCUGCCACGGGAGACAGGGACCUGCAUCCAGUCCUCUCAUCAGCACCAGUGAAACCCACCGGGCUCUUCACGUCCGCUGAUGAUGCGCUGAUCAGCUUUUUUAUUUUUAUUUUUUAAUUAUUAUUAUUAUUAUUAUUACCGCCAUCCUUGUUUCUAACGUCCAUUCGCAGGGGGAACCCGAUGGAUGCUCUGGCGAACCCGCUCCGCAUCUUCCCCACCUUGCGCUCGGUGUAGGAGGCAGAGGCACCUGGAUGAAACAGCAGGAACUACGAGGACUGUUGUUGCAAUGGAGUCGAGUCUCUCACGGCUCAAAGCUCGUCUGUAAACCCACAACAUCUCGUUUCAUGGCGUUCUGCAGGUCGCUCUGCUCCGUGGGCUCCUCCACGUCUCUCUCCUGAAUUCCCGUUCUGUUCUCUUAUUUCUAUAUUUGAUUUUUUUUUCUUCUGUUCCGUUAUUAUUUGAAGUGCAGAAGGAGGUAAAAAAAAAGUGUGGGGGGGAUAUAACGACCACUGCUCGACCCAAACUAUGAACGAGGAGAUGACAAAAAGCGAGGAGCAGCAUCUGAGUUUGCAGAAAGCCUUGCAGCAGUGCGAGUUGGUGCAGAACAUGAUAGACAUAAGCAUUUCCAGUUUGGAGGGUUUACGGACCAAAUGUGCCACAUCCAACGACUUGACACAGAAGGAGAUACGCACGCUGGAGGGGAAGUUGGUGAAGUACUUCAGCCGCCAGUUGUCCUGUAAGUGCAAAGUGGCCUUAGAGGAGCGCAGUGCGGAGCUGGAGGACUUCCCUCGCCUCUGCCACUGGUUCCGCAUCGUCAACCUGAGGAAGGAGGUCACGCAGGAGAUGAGCCCAGGCGAGGUGACCCUGGAGGGUCUGCUGGACAUGAGCGAGGAGCAGGUGUGUGAGCUGCUGCAGAAGUUUGGUGCCAACGAAGAAGAGUGUGCCCGACUCAACGCCUCCCUCUCCUGCCUCGGAAAGGCCCACCAGCUCGAACAACUUGAGGAGGAUAAAUUGCACAGUAACGGAGGGAGCCAGGCGAAGCAGGACUGGUCCAUCCAGUGGCCCACGUCUGAAUCAGGCAAGGAAAACACUCCGGUGUGCCAGCCCGAGGUCAGUCAGUGGAUCCGCUACCAGCUGUCCCAAAGCCCCCAGGUCCAAUCCAAGUACAACCAGCACAUGUGCCACAGCCCCCAGGCCCUGGCCCCCCCCUUGUACGUCGAUCGGCUGACCGUCGACAGCUCCGCCACCGGGCUCUACCCCUCCCUGGACUUCGGUCAACGCUCCCUGCCCCCGUCUCCCCGCCAGAGGCACUUUGGCCACACGCCUCCUCGGACUCCCCUGGUCAUCAACACCAUGACCCCACCGGGCACGCCUCCCAUGCGGCGGAGGAACAAAGUGAAAGCCCCGGGGACGCCGCCUCCGCCCAGCCGCAAACUCAUCCACCUGCUGCCGGGCUUCACCGCACUGCACCGCAGCAAAUCCCAUGAGUUCCAGCUGGGCAACCGUGUUGAUGACACACAGACACCAAAAGCCAAGAAGAAGACCAAGCCCUUGAACCUUAAGAUCCACAGCAGCGUGGGCAGCUGUGAGAAUCUGCCCACGCAGCGCUCCCCGCUCCACACCGAGCGAUCCCUGCGAUCCUUCUUCUUCCCCACCUUCAUCCCCUCCACGCCUCCCGUCCACGCCGAAACACCCUCUGCAAACACUCUCUCAGUGCCUCGCUGGUCCCCACAGAUUCCCCGAAGAGAUCUGGGAAACUCAAUAAAACACAGGUUUUCCACAAAGUAUUGGAUGUCCCAGACAUGCAUAGUGUGUGGAAAGGGAAUGUUGUUUGGACUGAAAUGUAAAAACUGCAAGCUGAAGUGCCACAACAAAUGCACCAAAGAAGCCCCACCUUGCCAUUUACUGAUCAUACAGCGAGGCGGACGAGAAUCUCAUCUCUCAGAUCACCAAGGAACGACUCAAGUAGCUCGUCUGGUACGGACAGAAUCAGUGCCGUGUGACAUCAACAACCCACUCAGGUACACCGACCUGCACAUCAGUCAGACGCUCCCCAAAACCAACAGAAUCAACAAGGAUCACAUCCCAGUCCCGUACCAGCCGGACUCCAGCAGCAAUCCCUCAUCCACCACCUCCUCCACCCCGUCCUCCCCGGCUCCGCCCCUGCCCAGCAGUGCCACGCCCCCCUCACCACUACACCCCUCCCCGCAGUCGGCGCGCCAACAGAAACAGUUCAACCUGACAGCCUCCAGUUACUUCAAAUACAAACAACAGUUCAUCUUCCCAGAUGUGGCUCCGGAGGCUCCUCCCAGCAGAGCCCCGCAGGUCAUCCUGCACCCCGUCCUGUCCGAUCCCGGGAUCGAGGGGAACCCUUUACUCCAAAUCGAGGUCGAUCCUACAUCAGACAAUGAGGAAGGGAACGACGAGGACUCCGGCGACGAGUUCGAGGAGAUGAACCUGUCGCUUCUGUCAGCUCGCAACUUCCCGCGCAAGGCCAGCCAGACCAGCAUCUUCCUGCAGGAGUGGGACAUCCCGUUCGAGCAGCUGGAGAUCGGGGAGAUGAUCGGCAAGGGGCGCUUCGGCAAGGUUUUCCACGGUCGCUGGCACGGCGAGGUGGCCAUCCGCCUGAUCGACAUCGAGCGCGACAACGAGGACCAGCUCAAGGCCUUCAAGCGCGAGGUGAUGGCGUACCGCAACACGCGCCACGAGAAUGUGGUGCUGUUCAUGGGGGCGUGCAUGAGUCCGCCACAUCUGGCCAUCAUCACCAGCUUGUGUAAAGGCAGGACUCUUUACUCGGUGGUGCGCGAUGCCAAGGUCGUGCUGGAUGUUAACAAGACCCGACAGAUCGCACAAGAGAUGGUGAAGGGGAUGGGCUACCUCCACGCUAAGGGGAUCUUACACAAAGACAUGAAGUCCAAGAAUGUGUUCUACGACAACGGCAAAGUCGUCAUCACCGACUUCGGACUCUUCACCAUAUCUGGGGUACUGCAGGCUGGCAGCCGGAGAGAAGACAAGCUGAGGAUCCCCAACGGCUGGCUGUGUCACCUGGCCCCGGAAAUCAUGCAGCAGCUUUCUCCGGACACAGAAGAAGACAAGCUUCCCUUCUCCAAACAGUCAGAUGUCUUUGCUUUUGGCACCAUCUGGUACGAGUUACACGCACGUGAGUGGCCUUACAAGAGUCAGCCAGCGGAGGUGAUCGUAUGGCAGAUCGGCAGCGGCAUGAAGCCCAACCUCGCCCAAACCGGCAUGGGGAAGGAAAUAUCAGACAUUCUGCUCCUCUGCUGGGCUUUCAAGCAGGACGAGCGGCCCAGCUUCUCCAAACUGGUAGAUUUACUGGAAAAGUUGCCAAAACGGAACCGCCGCCUUUCCCACCCAGGGCACUUCUGGAAGUCAGCUGAGUAUGUCAAAUGAGUUAUAGGGACACAAUGAAAAAAACAAAGCAAACAAUCAGCAACUUUUAAAAGUCAGCCGCCAUAACUCUACAUAAAUAGCCCACCUCCUUAAAGCACUGAAUCCAAAAGCCAGCCCAGUGAUGAAAACUGCCCGAGCUGUGUGUAUUUUCAUGGAAUGUUGGCAUGUGUGUGUACAGAUAAGUCGAAGCAGUCGGGACUCACACUUCCUUUGGUUUGAUUUGAACCAGACUGGAGAUCUUUCCUUUAUCCUUCCUGUCUUUUAUCAGUGACUUGUUCCCUUCAUAAUAUUUGAUUUAUUUCCUGGAUGUAUCUCGCUUGUAACCUUCACCUGUUCACUCAUCUCGGACUUAUUCAAACAUGUUUGAGAACAUAUGUAGAUUCCCCCCACCCCCCCUGUCUUUCUUUUGUUUUUGAAUGAAUGUAACACAUUGUAUAUUUCCAUUGCAUUGUUCUGCCAUUUCUUAUGUGUGUCAACUGUGUAGACCAUUCUGUCCCUGUUACCUCAUGGCCUCAUGUGUGGAUGUCUGUCCCCAGGUUUGUCUCAGAAGAUUUAUUUGACUUACUUACGAUGUCCUCUUGCUUACACCGAACCAUUUGAAUGUGAACAAGCCAGCGUCCCUGUUGCUGCAGGGACGUGUCGGCACGAUUCUUCGAUGGGAGACUGUUCUCUGAUCAGCUUUGAAAAUUGCCUGUGAACAUAAGCGAGAAGUUUUGAACAAUA
This is a messenger RNA of Platichthys flesus (European flounder), 4226 nucleotides long. It is a transcript of the gene ksr2, whose product is annotated as kinase suppressor of ras 2. Gene Ontology annotation, biological process: protein phosphorylation. Bases 618 to 3503 code for a protein of 961 amino acids. Gene Ontology annotation, molecular function: ATP binding; protein kinase activity. The transcript has 21 exons. Lineage: Eukaryota; Metazoa; Chordata; Actinopteri; Pleuronectiformes; Pleuronectidae. The record is from RefSeq and is a predicted model, not a curated record.